This is a messenger RNA of Heterobasidion irregulare TC 32-1, 1344 nucleotides long. RefSeq lists its product as uncharacterized. NCBI's taxonomy places the organism in Eukaryota, Fungi, Basidiomycota, Agaricomycetes, Russulales, Bondarzewiaceae. Gene Ontology annotation, molecular function: O-methyltransferase activity. The transcript has 9 exons. The coding region runs from base 1 to 1344 and encodes 447 amino acids. The record is from RefSeq and is a predicted model, not a curated record.
AUGCCGUCCGUUCUGAAACAACUGUCGGAUCUCAUCGCGGCAUCGGUUCGCAACAUCGAUGCUGCUUGCGAAGCUUGUGGACUGCCCUUUCCUUCACUAGACGAGCCGUUCUCAGACGAAUCGGAGGAGGCCCGUAAAGGGCCGGAACUUCUUCACAAUGUUGGUAUCAUAGUAGCUGCAGCAACGCAGCUUAUCGCUGUUGCAAACGUUCCGUCGACCCAUCUGUUUUCUGUGAUUCUACAGCACACUGUGCCGGCUUCCCUCGCCGUGGCGAAUGAUGGCCACAUUGCUGAAAUAUUGCGCGACGCUGGCCCACAGGGAGCGACUGUAAACAACAUCGCCCAACGGAAUGGCAUGAAUGCAGCCCGAAUCGGUCGAGUUCUUCGGCUCCUCGCUACACACCACAUAUUCAGAGAAGUCUCUCCUGAUGUGUUUACUAACAAUCGGAUCUCUUCGCUGCUAGAUACUGGGAAACCAUUGGAGGAGUUAUCCAGACUGCCCCUUGACAAACACGAUGAUACUGCCGGCUACUCUGCAGCUGUGGGCCAUUACUCUGAUGAAGCCUUCAAAGUUACUUCGGUACUCGCCGAGACUCUUCGAGACCACGCACUUGGCCAUUCAGAUGAACCCAACCAAUCUGCUCUCUCGAAAGCCUUUUCCACGAAUCUUUCACCCUUCGAAUGGUUCGAACUUCCAGAGAACGAGUAUCGUAGAAGGCGUUUUGGCGUGGUCAUGGACGCUCUGACCAAGUUACAGCCUCCCGACGCUCUGUUGAAAGGCUUUGAUUUCUCUUCGCUCCGAGACGGCGCGCUUGUCAUCGACGUCGGAGGAGGAAUUGGAUCGGUAUCCAUGGUAAUUGCGAAAGCUUACCCAAAGCUGAACUUUGUGGUCGAAGAUCGGCUUCAAGUUGUUCAGGACGCAGAGAAGCCUCUCGCCUUGAACGCACCUGAUUUAUUCAUAUUACGUGGAAUCAUACACGACUGGUCCGAUCCUUACGCGGUGAAAAUAUUGAAAACCCUCCGCGCAGUGGCAGGCCCCAGGACCCAACUUCUCAUCAUCGACAGAGUCCUCCUAUAUGCGUGCCCGCCUCACCCUCAGCAUAGUGAUUCGUUCAAAGCACCCAAUAUUCCUGAUCCCCCGGCACCAUUGCUAGCUAACAUGGGUGGGGCUGCUUCGAUAUUGUAUGCCCAUGACAUUUUGAUGCUGGCCUUUCAGAAUGGACAGGAACGCACCAGUGGCCAAUUCAACGAGCUUUUGAGAAAUGCGGGGUGGGAACUGAAAGAAAUCAAACGAACGGAUUACAUAGGGACGAGGAUGCCGCAUGUGAUCGCAGUGCCCUUGUGA